AUGUUUCAUUCACUGUUUUCAUUCGCUUGGAGUUCAUAUGGCGGUGAUGAGGACAAACGUCAAAACUCAUCAGACCAGGAUGAUGAACAUAAUGGUAGUGAGCACGAAAUCGAAAUUACUAAUGUUACGAAGGAGGGUUGUGAUCGAGCUGAUUCGUCACAAUUCGAGCUGCUGCAGACGUUGGGUGCCGGUUCCUUUGGAAAAGUUUUUCUUGUUCGAAAGACUGUUGGACCUGACGCGGGUACACUCUAUGCGAUGAAAGUACUUACAAAAGCGAGUCUCAAAGUUCGUGAUCGACAGCGAACAAAGAUGGAGAGAGAUAUCUUAGCUCAAAUAUCCCAUCCAUUCAUUGUUAAACUUCAUUAUGCUUAUCAAACACAAGGCAAAGUAUAUUUGGUGCUGGAUUUUCUACGUGGCGGUGAUCUUUUCACACGUCUAUCAAAAGAAGUCAUGUUCACGGAACGAGAUGUUCAAUUCUACUUAGCGGAAUUGGCACUUGCUCUCGAUCAUCUACAUUCUCUUGGCAUUGUCUAUCGCGAUUUAAAACCCGAAAACAUUCUCCUCGAUUCAGAUGGUCACAUUGCUCUAACUGACUUCGGUUUAUCCAAAGAAUCGAUUCCAACGCAAGAUUCGAAAACAUUCUCGUUCUGCGGUACGGUGGAAUACAUGUCACCUGAAGUAGUAUCACGUAAAGGACACUCGCAUGUUGCUGACUGGUGGUCGUUCGGUGUUCUUGCAUUCGAAAUGAUCACUGGACAUUUACCGUUUCAUGGUGCAAACCGUAAAGAAACAAUGAAUAUGAUAUUGAAAGCGAAAUUAGCUAUGCCAACUUAUCCAUCAUUAGAAGCGCAAAGCUUAUUACGAAUGUUAUUCAAACGUAAUCCAGCCAAUCGGUUAGGCGCAGGACCUGAUGGUUUUCGUAACAUUCAAAAACACGCAUUUUUUGUCUCGAUUGAUUGGGAUAAAUUAUAUCGACGAGAAAUUGAACCACCAUUUAUACCACCGAUUCAUUCUGACUAUGCACAUUAUUUUGAUAAAGAGUUUACAUGUAAAACACCAACAGAUUCACCGGGUAUUCCACCCAGCGCUGAUGCUAAUAAAACAUUUCAAGGCUUCAGCUACAUCGCACCAGAUCUCAUUCAUGCUCGUCAAGGCGAUCCAACGUAUGUGAGUAACAUCGAGCGACGUUUACGAGCAAUCAGUGGCGUGAAAUUUACUCCGUUCAAUGAUGAAUACGAAUUAAAAGAAGCACUCGGACGAGGAAAAAUGUCGAUAUGCUAUCGCUGUAUACACAAACAAACACAUAUGGAAUAUGCAGUGAAAGUCAUCAAAGAUGCACAUAUUCAUGAUCCGGCUGACGAAAUCGAACUAUUAUUUUGUUAUCGACAACUAACACAUAUCAUUCAUAUACGCGAUGCGUUUUACAAUACGCCAAGUGUUUAUAUCGUUACUGAAUUGAUGCGUGGUGGUGAAUUAUUUGAUAAAAUUCGUCAAGAAAAAUCGCUGUCAGAACGUGAAAGUGCCAAAAUCAUGUUUGUGAUCAUAAAAACAAUCGAGCAAUUGCAUCGAAACUCAAUCGUACAUCGUGAUCUACAACCACGAAACAUAAUGUAUCUUGAUGAGAGUCGUCAGGCAUCAUCGUUGCGAAUCGUUGACUUUGGUUUUGCCAAGCAACAACGUGCAGAAAAUGGUUUACUGAUGACACCGUGUUUUACUAAAGAAUAUGCUGCGCCUGAAGUUCUCUCGAAAAAACAGUACGAUGAAUCCUGUGAUAUAUGGAGUCUUGGAGUAUUGUUGUACACCUUAUUGUCUGGUAAUACACCAUUCGUUUGUGAUCGAAAUGAUUCUCAUGAAACAAUUCUUGCACGAACAUCUACCAAGAUACAAUUUACAGGGCCAACGUGGGAUCGAGUAACAGAUAAUGCAAAAGCACUUGUCAGUUCAAUGCUUGAUGUGGAUGCAAAAAAGCGACCAACGGCACUUCAGCUGUGUAAACAUCCAUGGUUUUCUAAUAUUGAUAAUCUCCCAAAUGUCAAAUUGAGUAAUAUUCAAGAUUAUAAUCUCGUCCGCCACAAUCUUGAUGCUACAUUUAAUGCAAUGAAUGCUAAUACAAAUAAAACGUUAGCACUUGGUCCAAUUGGUGACUCGAAUCUAUUUAAACGACGCAAUGAACGAACUGUUCAUCAACAAAAAGUUGCGACAGUGAAAUGA
Messenger RNA from Adineta ricciae, 2211 nucleotides. The record is from the annotation of a GenBank genome assembly. NCBI's taxonomy places the organism in Eukaryota, Metazoa, Rotifera, Eurotatoria, Adinetida, Adinetidae.